Messenger RNA from Populus euphratica (Euphrates poplar), 986 nucleotides. RefSeq lists its product as uncharacterized. NCBI's taxonomy places the organism in Eukaryota, Viridiplantae, Streptophyta, Magnoliopsida, Malpighiales, Salicaceae. The record is from RefSeq and is a predicted model, not a curated record. The transcript has 2 exons. The coding region runs from base 252 to 641 and encodes 129 amino acids.
CUAUAACUCACCCUCAGCUGUUACAAGAAAAAAAAAAAAGUUAUGAAAAUUCUCUGAUAAGCGUUUCUCCAGUAGAUAAAAGUUUCUGUGUUUAUCCACUUGUCUCGAUUUUAGCAAAAUCACGCCCAGCAUUAAAAUCUAUUCAACUUCCAACGUCUUCAAGUCAGAUAAUUAGCAAGGUCGUCAACUUUUCAAGAUUUCUGGUGGUAUUAUUUUCUUUAAAAAUAAAAUAAAAUCAAGAAACGGAAAAUAUGAUGCGAAGGCAGAAUCAAGACCAACAAUCUCGCGUGUUUGAAGAGCUAUCAACGUUAGUAUUAAAUCUCCUCCGUUCACCAACGCCUCUCUCGUUUUCCGAUCAAAUUCCGAUGCCCACCACGCCGGUGAGGAGGAGGUUGCCGGAGAUAACGCCAGCGGGAUUUGCGUCGUUGCUGUUAGGGAUGUCGUUGACUUUGAUGUUAUGUGGAUCGGUGACGUUUUUUAUUGGGUUUCUGUUGAUGCCCUGGGUUCUUGGAUUGGUCAUGGUGUUUUAUGUUGCCGGGAUUGUCUCAACUAUCUCCAUGCUGGGCCGCUCUCUUCUUUGUUACGCCACGGCUCCUCCCUCUUCUCCUCGAAAGGAGAUUCCUGCAUGGAAACUUUUGUGAAUGCAAUGUGGUUCAGAGAGUCGAACUGUGUACGGGAUUAUUGAGUAGCACUAAUGUUGCAGUGAGUGAUGUUGCAACUACAGACACGGGAAUAUGAGAUUUCCCAGCUUUUUCAAGAAUUGAUGCAGGAACCGUGGAUACCUGUCUUUCCUGAUGGCUUAAACUUGUGGAUAUGGCUUCUUUUAUCAAGUAGAAAUGGUGAACAUUGAAGAUUAUAACAACUAGUGUGUAAUGAGUUUUUACUCAUGGGAAGAAAUGGGAGGAUUGUUCUUAGGGUAUUUCUGAAAUUUAAUUCCCAUCUGUUCAACAAUACAUCAGCAUUACGAUAUUACCUUAUUUCAUCUU